Molecule: messenger RNA, 2631 nt
Organism: Metarhizium acridum CQMa 102
Lineage: Eukaryota; Fungi; Ascomycota; Sordariomycetes; Hypocreales; Clavicipitaceae
Source: RefSeq, a predicted model, not a curated record
AUGGCUGGCUCAUCAGACGAUAAUGGCUCGUCCAGCAAUGGCAAUGGGGGCCACCAGGGCCAAAGUCCCGACGUCGACAACACUGUUCAUGUGCGAGAACCAAUCCCCGACAACUCCAGUGUUCCAAAGCCGAAGCGGCUAGCAUGCAUGAUUUGCCGAAAGCGCAAGCUCAAGUGCGAUGGAGUUCGUCCAAGCUGUAGCACAUGCUCGCGAUUGGGUCACUCUUGCGCCUAUGACGAACAGCGGCGAAAGAGCGGUCCUAAGAGAGGAUAUGUGAAGGCCCUCGAAGAGAGACUGAUCCCGGCCAUCAAUAGCCCAAACCCCAAAGGCAUCAACAUGUCCAUGCCUGGAGCUCACAACCCACAGACGGCGACACCAAAUCUUGGCGUCGCUAAUGCAUCCAUGGGCAUGGGAGGUGAUCGCGACAUGGACAAUAGAUGGCAGCAUUUCAGUGGCGAGUCUCCGCAAGCUGGAGCCAACAUGGAGGACUUCAACUUCAACUCCAACAUGGGCAUGCCGAUGAAUAACGUUGGAGGAGGCAAUUUCACCUGGGAAAUGAUUGGCCUUGGGCUAGAAGAACCGUUGCCACCACAGGAAACCAUUGAUGAACUCCAUCAAGUUUACUUCGAGAAGGUUCACCCGUCCAUGCCCAUGAUCCACCGCUACCGUUAUCUCGCUGCCAUGAAUCUAGCACCAAAUCAGCGACCGCCAGUGUGCUUGCGAUACGCCAUGUGGACUUUGGCGUGCUCCAUCACUGAUAAAUAUGUAGAUUUAAAGGACCUGUUUUAUCAGAGAGCGCGCAAGUAUGUUGAGGCAGAUUAUGUAAAGGGAUACGGCGAGCACAUGAUUUCUGUCGCACAUUGUCAGACGCAUAUCCUACUGGCCGCUUAUGAAAUGAAAAUGAUGUACUUCCCCCGUGCUUGGAUCAACACCGGUUCGGCAGUCCGUCUUGCCCAGAUGAUUGGUCUACACCGGUUAGACGGUACUGGGCUGGAUGUUAAGCAAUGUCUCCCCCCGCCCAAGGACUGGACAGAGCGCGAAGAGCGGCGGCGCACAUUUUGGAUGGCUUUCUGCGAAGACCGGUAUGCAAGCAUUGGUACCGGAUGGCCAAUGACGAUUGAUGAAAAGGAUAUCAUGACCAAGAUGCCAGCUUCUGAUGAGGCCUUUGACAUGAGCCGGCCUGAGCAGACGCUGACCUUGCAAGAAUGCACUGGCCCGCCCGGUGUCGGUAAACUCUCUUCGUUUGGUGGCGUUGUACUUAUGGCGUGUCUAUUCGGACGCAAUCUGAUACAUCUUCAUCGACCUGACGAUGAUGAUCUUGACCAUGACCUCAACGGGCCCUUCUGGAAACGGCAUAGACAGAUGGACAAUAUCCUCCUGAACACAUCGCUAGGUCUCCCCGCCCACCUGAAGCUGCCCAACGGACUGUCAAACCCUAAUGUCAUCUUCACCAACAUGAGUAUCCACACAUCAACCAUUUGCCUGCAUCAAGCUGCCAUCUUCAAAGCUGAUAAGAACAAGCUUGCGGCCUCGGUCAGCUCAGAAAGUAAAGUGCGUUGCAUUACGGCUGCAAACGAAAUUGCCAGCAUCAUGAGGACGAUUUCUCAUAUGGACUUGUCAUCGAUGAAUCCGUUUAUUUCUUUCUGCCUCUAUGUAGCAGCUCGAGUUUUUGUUCAGUAUCUGAAGAGUCGCCCAGAUGACGCGCAAACGGCCGAUUCAUUGCGAUUUCUCCUAUCAGCGAUGAAUGCUCUGAAACGACGGAACCCAUUAACAGAGUCUUUCUUGGUACAGCUUGAUGUAGACUUUGAAGCGCUCGCUAUGCGUAUUCCGAAACUGAGAAACGCCUUCCGCGGCGGAGACAGUCCUCACUUCGGAAGCAAGGUCGAGAAUGCCGGGCCACUUUGUUCUGAUCCUGAGGGUGUUCAAGGAAUCUUGGCUUACCGAGGAGAGUGUCAUUUUAUGAAAACACAAGGUGACGAUGGGAAUCCAGCUACAGCUCCUGACCUAGUCGACAGCCAAGGCGACAACGCGGCCGGACAUGUCUCCGCUGCCAACGCUGGAUUUGGCGGUGGACAGCCCUGGCUCGCGACAGACCAAACGCCGGUGCCCGUGUUGACGCCGAGUUCCGGGACCAUGUAUGAGAAGAGCGGCUCAGCCAGCGGUCACGUUCCCGGCUAUGAAGCAAGUGGCGAUGGUCAUGAUAGAGCAGGCUCGCCUGAAGCCGGACAGUCGAAUGGCCCAACACCAAACUCAACCGGCGCUGCAUCAGACACAAAGUCGCACCUUGCACCCGGAAACCUGGGCGGCUCGGGACGAGAAAAUGGCUUCCACCCAAGUCCCAUCGCGUCCCAGCCAAACUUGAUGAACCAGGGCGCUCCAACGGAUGCCGGCAAUCACCAAGGCUUCUUCGGCGAGUCGCUUACGUUUGCCAUGAACCACAACAUGGCUGGUCAGCAAAAUGGGUUUGCCGUACCGCAAGCCUGGGGACCCGAGAUGAACGGCCAAGCACCACCUCCCAACAUGACACCAGUUGGCGAGGGAGUCCUUCGGGCACUGAUGAACAUGGGACCAAUGGAUGCCAUGGACCUGUCAUCGUGGGACUCGGGGCAGGAUAGUGCCAUGCGAGGUUGA